Messenger RNA from Onychomys torridus (southern grasshopper mouse), 1445 nucleotides. RefSeq names its product Spi-1 proto-oncogene (gene Spi1). The transcript is spliced from 5 exons. Gene Ontology annotation, cellular component: nucleus. Gene Ontology annotation, molecular function: DNA-binding transcription factor activity, RNA polymerase II-specific; sequence-specific DNA binding. Gene Ontology annotation, biological process: cell differentiation; regulation of transcription by RNA polymerase II. Bases 4 to 1080 code for a protein of 358 amino acids. The record is from RefSeq and is a predicted model, not a curated record. NCBI's taxonomy places the organism in Eukaryota, Metazoa, Chordata, Mammalia, Rodentia, Cricetidae.
UUUAUGCAAACGGGCUGGGGCGGUGAUGUCACCCCAAGGGGACUAUCUCCCAGUGGCAGGCCCUUCGAUAAAAUCAGGAACUUGUGCUGGCCCUGCAAUGUCGAGGGAGGGGGCUCACGCAGGGCUCCUGUAGCUCAGGGGGCAGGCCUGAGCCCUGCGUCUGACCCACGACUGUCCAGCCCCCCGACGGGGCACCCGGUCCUGAGGGGAUCCGCACUGAUCCUCACCGAAGCAGGGGAUCUGACCAACUUGGAGCUCAGCUGGAUGUUACAGGCGUGCAAAAUGGAAGGGUUUCCCCUCGUCCCCCCUCCAUCGGAUGAGCUGGUUACUUAUGAUUCUGAACUAUACCAACGACAAACACAAGACUACUACUCCUUUAUUGGCAGUGAUGGAGACAGCCAUGGCGAUCAUUACUGGGACUUCCCCACACACCACGUACACAACGAGUUCGAGAACUUCCCUGAGAACCACUUCACGGAGCUGCAGAGUGUGCAGGCUCCACAGCUGCAGCAGCUCUACCGUCACAUGGAGCUGGAGCAGAUGCAUGUCCUCGAUACCCCCAUGGCACCACCCCACGCCAGCCUCAGCCACCAGGUCUCCUACAUGCCCCGGAUGUGCUUCCCUUACCCGUCCUUGUCCCCAGCCCACCAGCAGAGCUCAGAUGAGGAGGAGGGGGAGAGGCAGAGCCCUCCACUGGAGGUGUCUGAUGGAGAGGCUGAUGGUUUAGAGCCGGGGCCAGGUCUUCUGCAUGGGGAGACAGGCAGCAAGAAGAAGAUUCGCCUAUACCAGUUCCUGCUGGACCUGCUGCGCAGCGGCGACAUGAAGGACAGCAUCUGGUGGGUGGACAAGGACAAGGGCACCUUCCAGUUCUCAUCCAAGCACAAGGAGGCGCUGGCGCACCGCUGGGGCAUCCAGAAGGGCAACCGCAAGAAGAUGACCUACCAGAAGAUGGCGCGCGCGCUGCGCAACUACGGCAAGACCGGCGAGGUGAAGAAAGUCAAGAAGAAGCUCACCUACCAGUUCAGCGGCGAGGUGCUGGGCCGCGGAGGGCUGGCCGACCGGCGCCUCCCGCCCCACUGAUCGCCCGCAGAGCCCGCCAGGCCCCCGGCCCCCGCCGGCCAUAGCAUUAACCCCUCGCCGGGCCCGGACACAGGGAGGACAUUCCCAGGGCCGAGGCAGGACUGGGGGCCCGGCCUCGCCCCCUCAAGCCCGGCUUGUCCCGCCCCGCUUCGCCUCCCACCAGGACUCUAGCCGGCCCCAGGGCCGCCUGGGCCUCGGACCCCACCCGAGGGUCAGCCUGGCUUAGUGGCCACGGUGCUUCCUUGGGAGUCUGGCGUCGGUACAUCUUUGUAUAUUGAAUGCUCUUCUUAAGGCUCUUCCUUCCCCCACCUCCCCCACCUCUUAGCCUCCCCAAAAGAAGUAAACUUAUUCUCAGCUAUUCUCCC